CCCAGCGUGCUCGGUGGGCGUAAGAAGACCCCGAAGACCCCAGCGCUAUGGCAGGGAAAAUGAUUAGCACUGAGGCAGCGCAGCGCAUGAACCUUGUGGCCCAGGAUGAGAUCUGGAUUGUGGCCACUUGUGGCCUCUCAGACUAUCUCCUCCAACUAGGAAGGAGGCCCCACUCGCUGGAGGGCUGUGGCAUUGAACGAGUUCUGGUCCUGCCCUCGCCUCCGGUCCCACAGACAACCCAGGGCUUCAUCGGCUGGCGGUCCGCAGUGCCGGGCCUCAACAAGUGCCUGGAACACGACAGUGCCAUCCGGAGCUGCAAAGGCGCCUACGCCCGGGGCCUCGGCUGGCCCAAGCAGGGCAUCCACUGAGCCUCAGCCCAGCCAGCGAGCGGGACCCCUGGGUGCCUGCCAAGGGAGAUCGCCCAUCCCACGUCUUCGCCCAAGGAUGUAGCAAAGAACAGGAAGUUGGCCUUAAACCAU
Octodon degus (degu) is the source of this 479-nucleotide messenger RNA. RefSeq names its product chromosome unknown C20orf85 homolog (gene Cimip1). The record is from RefSeq and is a predicted model, not a curated record. The transcript is spliced from 4 exons. The coding region runs from base 48 to 368 and encodes 106 amino acids. Lineage: Eukaryota; Metazoa; Chordata; Mammalia; Rodentia; Octodontidae.